AUCUAAUUUUUUAGAGAAGCUGCUGCGAGCUCUUCAUAAGGAUCGCCACCACUCCCUUGAGCACUACAGGAAUAUGGUUGAGCUGACCCCUGAUCAAGCUGACAGACAGAAAGAGGUCACACUGAUGCAUCUUACAGACAUUGACAGGAUCGUGAAUGAGAGUUUAGGAUUGCUAGAUCGGUUUCCAGAUCUCAGGAUUAAACCCUGUCUUGUUUAGGAUCGUGAAUGAGAGUUUAGGAUUGCUAGAUCGGUUUCCAGAUCUCAGGAUUAAACUUCUCCCGCUCAUGGAAGACUUUUUAAUCGAACUCAGGUCUAAGGAUGAUACCCCCGCCCCUAGGUUCUCUAUGGAUAGAAAACAAGAGGAGAAAAUACUGGACAGUUUCAAGGAUAACGUGGUUCAUAGGAUUCAAGAGCAGGAAGAGAAAAUGAAGGAGGAGAAGAAGAAGAGAACGGAAAAGAAGAAGAUGGAGGAAAAAAUGGUGGGGGACAAGGAGAAGAUAUUGAAUGAAGAGAACAUGAGAAAGGAGAAGAAUAUGUUGGUUCGAAGAAGGAAAAUUGAUCUUCCCGUAGUUCCUGGGUUUGAUACCGGAGCUAAGAGGGACGAGUACUCUAGAUGGGACGACGGACUGAUGGACGAGUAUAGCAGGAUGGACGAAUACAGUGCCUUGAACAAGGUUGAGGUUGAGGUGGAGGAUAGGGUGGUCAACAGUAACGCCCAAGCACAUAAGCUCAUACACGAUCAAUUGGAUUUCUCUGUGUCGGGGAGUACUCCUGCUCCUGUAAACGGAUACCUCCAUUAUAUUCUCCUGGUUGGAGGUGGAACUGCUCUCAUUGUUCUACUCGGACUAGUCGUCUUCAAGCGCAGGCGCAAUAACAAUAUCCGCUCACAUCAGGGUUUCCUUGAGGUUCCCCAGUUCUCUUGUCCCGAGGAAAAACAUCUCUCAUCAAUGCAGGCGAGCGGUUAUGAGAACCCAACAUACAAGUAUUUUGAAGCAAGUGUGGCUUAAACAUACUUCCUUUCAAUUCGUUCCACUCAUAAAAAUUAUUUUUUAAUUUUUGCAAAAACUUUUAUGCUAAAAAAAUCCAAAAAAAUUCUUGCUUCUUUACUAACAACUGAUUAUGUUUUUUUAAUGAUAUCAAAUUAAUUAAAAAGAUUAUUUAAUAAAAAUUAUGAUCUGAUUUUUUUUAAUGUGCCAUUUAGUACUGUAGUGUAAAAUACUGAUAGUUAAGUAAUUUUGUUUUCAACCCUUAAAAUUUUUUUUAAAGAAGAAAUAUCUAAUUUUUCAAAUAAUAAAACAGCUCUGUUUAAAAUGUUAGAACUCUUUUUUCCUAAAUCCGACAGUUUGCAUUCUUGGCAAAUAUUGUAUUUCCACAAAAAUAGCUUUAAAUCUAUACUAUUCUUGAAAAUGUAUAUUUUAAAAUAUUUGGAUUUAGAAUUCAAUUAUUCUUUUACGCACUAUGAACACAUAGACCUAUAAAAUAAAAUUUUAUUUCCGCCUCAAAUCCUUUAUAUUAAGUUAUCUACAAUUGUGCCAAAUAAAAGGAUCAGCUGUCCUUCAAUGUUAUUUUUUU
Messenger RNA from Eurytemora carolleeae, 1572 nucleotides. RefSeq names its product amyloid-beta-like protein. The coding region runs from base 285 to 1007 and encodes 240 amino acids. The transcript has 8 exons. Gene Ontology annotation, cellular component: neuronal cell body; membrane; neuron projection. Gene Ontology annotation, biological process: central nervous system development; axonogenesis. Lineage: Eukaryota; Metazoa; Arthropoda; Copepoda; Calanoida; Temoridae. The record is from RefSeq and is a predicted model, not a curated record.